Molecule: messenger RNA, 3423 nt
Organism: Rasamsonia emersonii CBS 393.64
Lineage: Eukaryota; Fungi; Ascomycota; Eurotiomycetes; Eurotiales; Trichocomaceae
Product: Antigenic mitochondrial protein HSP60
Exons: 9
Coding region: 1-3423 (1140 amino acids)
Biological process (GO): mitochondrial unfolded protein response; protein refolding; protein import into mitochondrial intermembrane space
Cellular component (GO): mitochondrial inner membrane; mitochondrial matrix
Molecular function (GO): ATP-dependent protein folding chaperone; protein-folding chaperone binding; ATP binding
Source: RefSeq, a predicted model, not a curated record
AUGCGGACCAAGGUCUUUUCUAUCAUCACGCCGAGCCCAGGUCGUGCUUUCACAGGUCACCUCACUGGUGGCUGCCAAAGAGGAACGUCAACAGACGACUCACACGACAUCACACGUUCGAACGCUAUGGCGGGUGAAAAGAAGGCUUUGAAUCGGCCGAAGAAGCGGACUCUGGUGCGCUGGGAUGACAACCUCAACGAACUGCUUCUUUUGACGGUCCAGUCCGUGUGCAAUGCACAGGGCGUCCGAAUCCCGUGGGGAGAUGUCGCGAGGGCUAUGGGCAAUAAUGUGUCUGAGGGGGCGAUCGUGCAGCAUCUAGCUAAGCUCCGCAGCCGUCGUGUUGCCAGUAACAAGCAAGUCCCUCCUCCCCUUCGUCGUGGAGGGAGUGGAAGUGCAGCCAAGGCAUCCAGUACAUCCACUUCGCCCACGAAGGGAUCUGCUGAAGCAUCGUCUCCCAAAGAACAGACCAAGACCAAAGCCAGGAAGGCAGCUGAUUCUUCCGAUGAAGAAGAUAUCCCCGUGGUGGAUGAGACCUCUGACGAGAGCGAAGAGUACGGGAGUCGGCGCCGAUCCAAGAAAUCCGGCAAGAAAAAGUCGCGCAAGAGGCGCAAGCUUGAUGUUGACACUGAGCCGGACUCAGACCAUGCUGAAGACGGCGAUGAUGAGCUACUGGCUGUGGGAGCCCAAUUUCUCAACUUCCCCGGCGACAAGCACUCCUCCCGCAGUGCCAGUCCGUCCGAAGACGAUGUUGCUCGGGAGAAGCCGUCCAAAAUUGUCAUCCUUCGUUACGGGCGUCAUAACGCCACAUUGGUUCCAGAUGAUGGGUCGUUCUCCAUUGAUAACGAGAAAUCCGGGGAUCCCAAAAACGCUGUGAACGAAGACGCGUCUCAGAAUGCUGGAUACGCCAACGGAAGCGGUCCCAGCAAGGAUCAGGCUGCUGAAGACUUCAACGUAGCGGGCCUGAGUAUGGACGAGGCCGCUGGAUACUUCAGUGGAAACGGUAUGGGCUACCAGACUACCGCCGAGGGCUCAAUUCCUCCUCCGUCGGGGGCUGAUGCGUGGGAAGAAAGUAUAUACGAUGAGGAGGGAUACGUUAAACCCGUCCCAAAAGUCCGGGACCCAAACAAUCCGCUGCAACCCUACCUUACAGCUGGUAAAUGGCCCCGUGAUGUUAUCCUGAGGCAGUAUGACCGUGACGAUCCUCGUAUCCCCGGCGUGCCCCCGGUUCCGAAAACUGUGAUCCCUGCUGCCUGGCUGCGAGAGGAAAACUGUGAACCUGCACUGCUGUUCAAUCGGGUCCUGGACAAUGCGCGUGAAGAGACAUAUCCGGAAAGCAGAGAACAUGAGAGGAAGCGCCCAGAGUACAAGGAGUACAUGGCGGCACAUAGGGAACUUCCCUACUUUUUUGAGCCGCACUGGAAUCUUCCACCCACCCUGCAUAUCACAGACCCGAAUGACGACUACAAGAUCCAUACUUUUUUGACCGACAAGGCGGCUGAUCCUGAGCCGCUCCGUGAGCAGCACAGCAAUUUCAACGCUCUGGACCUCCGAGUCAUGCAACUGGACCGAGAGAUCGAAAAGGGCAAUAUGCUGGACAUGAACCGCCUUAUUCGUAUCAGAGAAGAUCUUGACCAGCACGCCAAGUUACCACCGGGUAAGUGCUACAAUCUGAUGGAGGAAUUGACGGAGGAAGACGUGGUGCAUCCCUAUGGGGAUUGGCGAGCUUUCACGUCCAGGACUUCCGCCCUGUCCCGGGCUCCUUUCUCCAAGCUCAGAACUUCCGGCGUCAGCCUGCAACAACAGCGAUUUGCUCACAAGGAGCUCAAAUUCGGUGUCGAGGGACGUGCUCAGCUCCUGAAGGGUGUCGACACCCUUGCUCGGGCUGUUUCUUCGACUCUUGGUCCCAAGGGUCGCAAUGUCUUGAUUGAGCAAAGCUACGGCUCGCCGAAGAUCACCAAGGAUGGUGUGACUGUGGCCAAGGCCAUUUCCCUCCAGGACAAGUUCGAGAACCUGGGAGCUCGUCUGCUGCAGGACGUUGCUUCCAAGACCAAUGAGAUUGCUGGUGACGGAACGACCACUGCCACCGUCCUCGCUCGUGCCAUCUUCUCCGAGACCGUCAAGAAUGUCGCUGCGGGCUGCAACCCGAUGGACCUGCGUCGCGGCACCCAGGCUGCGGUUGACGCCGUUGUUGAGUACCUGAAGGCCAACAAGCGUGACAUUACCACCACCGAGGAGAUUGCCCAGGUGGCCACCAUUUCCGCCAACGGUGACACGCACAUUGGCAAGCUCAUCUCCAGCGCCAUGGAGAAGGUCGGCAAGGAGGGUGUCAUUACCGUCAAGGAGGGCAAGACGAUCGAGGAUGAGCUGGAGGUUACGGAGGGUAUGCGCUUUGACCGGGGUUACACGUCCGCCUACUUCAUCACGGACCCCAAGUCCCAGAAGGUUGAGUUCGAGAAGCCCCUGAUCCUGCUCUCCGAGAAGAAGAUCUCGGCUGUGCAGGAUAUCAUCCCGGCUCUGGAGGCCUCCACGCAGCUCCGCCGUCCUCUGGUCAUCAUUGCGGAGGACAUUGAGGGUUCAGGUCGCGGCGGUCAAGGCCCCGGCUUCGGUGACAACCGCAAGAACAUCCUGGGUGACCUUGGUGUCCUGACCAACGCCACCGUCUUCACGGAUGAGCUUGACCUCAAGCUGGACAAGCUCACCCCUGACCAGCUGGGUUCCACUGGCUCCAUUACCAUCACCAAGGAGGACACGAUCAUCCUCAACGGUGAGGGCAGCAAGGACGCCAUCGCCCAGCGCUGCGAGCAGAUCCGCGGCGUUAUGAAUGAUCCUUCUACCUCCGACUACGAGCGGGAGAAGCUCCAGGAGCGUCUGGCCAAGCUCUCCGGUGGUGUUGCCGUCAUCAAAGUUGGUGGCGCUUCCGAGGUCGAGGUUGGUGAGAAGAAGGACCGUGUCGUGGAUGCGCUGAACGCUACUCGUGCCGCUGUUGAGGAUGGUAUCCUGCCUGGUGGUGGUACUGCCCUGCUCAAGGCUGCUGCCAACGGCCUUAACGACGUGAAGGGCGCCAACUUCGACCAGCAGCUGGGUAUUAACAUCAUCAAGAACGCCAUCACCCGUCCGGCUCGCACCAUUGUUGAGAACGCUGGUCUGGAGGGCAGCGUCAUUGUUGGCAAGCUCAUUGACGAGUAUGCCAACGACUUCAACAAGGGCUUCGACAGCUCCAAGGGCGAGUUUGUCGACAUGAUCUCUGCGGGUAUCCUUGACCCGCUCAAGGUUGUGCGCACCGCCCUGGUGGACGCCAGCGGAGUUGCUUCGCUGCUGGGAACGACCGAGGUCGCCAUUGUUGAGGCUCCUGAGGAGAAGGGCCCGGCCGCCCAGGGUGGCGGUAUGGGCGGCAUGGGCGGCAUGGGCGGUGGCAUGUUCUAA